AUGAAUCUGAUAGGAAUAGUGUCGGUGUUGAUCUGUCUUGGUGGCAGUUUGCAUGCUGCUCCUACGCCCUGUGAACUGGCGAACGCGGAGGAUACCGUGUGCCAGCAAACCGAGUAUGAAGCGUACCGUGAUUGCAUCGAAGAAGCUAAAGAGAGUCGAAAAAAGAGGCAAAUAAUGCCUUGCCCACCGGUCAUCGUCGAACCGGUCGUACAGACGGCAAAGCCGUUCGAGAUCUUCGUACCAGUGCAACCGUUGCCAGCUUCAAAGAAGCCUCCCCUGCUCAAAAGCCUCGACCGUACGGUCAUUGUGCGGCCCGACACCAACCAGAUCGACGAUGGUGCGGAUGACUACGAAAACAGCGUGCACUAUCGCGUGCCGGUCAAUGUCACGACCGUCAUCCGGCUCACCAACAUAGUGAACAACACGAACCACAUACACAUGCCGACCACGCUCAACAACACCAACGUGAACAACAUCCAUGUGUACACGAAUCUUACCGAAGUCGUGCCGGGUGAUGGUGACGAACCGUGCUGUACGGCUGUCCGGCCCAAAAGUUGCCACACGUCCACGCAGGGCGUUCGGUGCAAACACCACAAAUUUCAAACUUGCGGACCACAGUGUACGGCUAAGGUUAUCCACGUCCAGAAGCGAACUCGGUGCAAUCGAAGUACCGGUGAGUGUAAGGAGAAGAUCGCGUACGUACCUCAGCCAGAAAAACCGACCUGCGUGUACGUGGACGAGUGGCCGUACGUAGUGUGCGGGAAGCUGGCUAACAUGAGUGUGAUAUGUGAGGGUUGCUACGACCACUACGGGUACGGGUAUGAGCCGUUUAAUGGACAUGCGAGAAUCCAGGACCAGUGUCGCGGAUGCUAUGAUGAUGCGUUCGAUGUAGGUCCUAAGUAUAGGCGAGGGCCGGUCCUGCGUCCGUUCUACUACCAUCAAGCACCUUGCUUCCUUGCGAGUAAUUGCGCGGACAGCUAUGAAGACUGUGGAUAUGGUUGCUAUGGCCAUGAUCGGAUCGAUCCAGCCUGGGGACAGCCGGGCAUGCAGUCAUUCGAUCCGGCGUUCAAUCCUUCCAACGUGAUCUACUACGAUCCAGACGAUUAUCCCAUCACGAACGAGGCAUCAGACGAUUGGGGCGUACCGACGGCCAAGUGUGCGGUGGUUACUGACGGCGGCACUAUUACGGUGAAGAACUGUACGCAGGGGGUGGACAAUCCGUACAUGGCCGCUCCGGCCACCCUACCAAUCUACAAACAAAUGUGGCAGGAAAAGAAACCGUCCAACAGCAAACCGGCAUCAAACGUAACGGUCGACGAUGACACCGACGACUACGGUUCGGGUGAUGACGACGGUGCGUCGAACAAUGAGGUGUUUUUCGUGGACGAUUUCGCGGAUGAUGAAUCGUUUGAUCAGUAG
Anopheles maculipalpis is the source of this 1419-nucleotide messenger RNA. RefSeq lists its product as uncharacterized. Lineage: Eukaryota; Metazoa; Arthropoda; Insecta; Diptera; Culicidae. The transcript has a single exon. Bases 1 to 1419 code for a protein of 472 amino acids. The record is from RefSeq and is a predicted model, not a curated record.